UCAGUUCAUGCUGCAGCUAGCAUGGUUACUGGCCAUUCCAAAUGUAAAGUUAGGCUUAUCCAUGGCUCUGCAUGAAUUACAGUUGCUCUGAAGCUAUGGCUUGGAAUUCUGAUUGCUUUGGUGACCAUCUUCUUGGAUGUGGUCAUGGUUCUUUACGUUCUAAACGCAUGAGGCACCGAGGGACAUCAUAUAUCACGCAUUACUGGUGGAUAAUGAAGGCGCUCAGCUUGAGCAACAUUGUGGUCCAGACACCAAUAGCCACCCUGGAGAUAUCUUUAUCCAGACUCUGAUGAUGGACGACCAAAUUAUUUUGAUGUUUUAUGAGAAACACCAUGCAGCCGGCGUACGUUGCUAAAUCUGCCACUUCUGCUGGAGCUGCAAUGGCUGGUGAAGAAGAGAAAGACCAUUGACACGACAGCGAAGUCAAUGCCGGUGGAGUCGUUUGGUUUGUGGAUGCCUUCUGGUCUUGCCACUUUGAAGGUUAUCGCGUCCAAGACCACGGCAAACAGCAGAAUAACUUUUAGUAGGGCAGUCAGUAACUUACUGCAACAGCUUUCAGUUUGCUUAUUUCAGUUUAAUGCACAUAAGAUUUGCACUAGUUUACGAUUUGACACUGAGUUUGACUUUUGGGAUUUGCCAACUUUGGCAGGGGACAGGUAGUUGUUCUCUGCAAUAAGAACAUAUUAAUAGGUAAUGUACAAGUUGAAGAAAACAAGAAAGAUGAAGAUGAAGAUAAGCUAGUAUAUAUUGAUGAGUAUAGCAGAAGUACCAUAUAGAUAUUUGUUUAGGUAGGCAUGAAAGUAGAAGUGUUAGAUGCCGAAAGCAAUAAAAAGAAGAGACACGGCACCCUUGCAAGGGCUGAAAGCAAUAAAGUGGCUUCUCCAGUCACCAAAGGCAACUGCCUACACUGGCUGCAUUGGCAAUGAUGUGUUUGGUAGAAAGCUGUCAGAGAGAGCAACCAGUGAUGGUGUUACUGUUAAUUACAUGAUUGACCAAGACACUGCAACUGGUACAUGUGCUGUUCUCAUCACAGGCAAAGACAGAUCAUUAGUUGCCAACUUAUCAGCUGCCAACUGCUACAAGAAAGAACACAUUAUACAAACAAGUAACUGGGCUUUUGUGGAACGUGCACAAGUCAUCUAUAUAGCUGGCUUUUUCCUUACUGUUUCAACUGAUACUAUCUUGGAAGUUGGCCAGCACUGUGCAGUGAAGCAGAAGACAUUUUGCAUGAAUCUGUCUGCUCCUUUCCUCUGCGAGUUCUUCAAGGAGCAAAUGAUGGAAGCUCUGCCUUAUGUUGACAUUCUUUUUGGAAAUGAAACUGAGGCUGCAACAUUCUCUCGGAUACAUGAAUUUAAGACAGAAGAUAUUUCAGACAUUGCAGUAAAGAUUUCUGCUUUACCUAAAGCCAGUUCUCAUUGCUCAAGGACAGUUGUUAUUACUCAAGGAAAGGAUCCAGUUAUAGUUGCUCAAGAUGGACAAAUCAAUAAAUUCCCAAUUGUACCACUGGACAGUGAUAGCAUACUUGAUACAAAUGGAGCUGGAGAUGCGUUUGCAGGAGGCUUCCUCAGUCAACUGGUGCAGGGAAAGCCAAUACCUGAGUGUGUCAGAUGUGGCACUUAUGCAGCAAGCAUUGUGAUUCAACAUUCUGGCUGCACGUUUCCACCCACACAAGACUAUUCUUGAUGGGAGCAUUAGUAUAUAGUGCUAGUUUCAAUUUGCAGUACAAUUGUGAUUGUACUUGUGUUACUAAUCUGUUAUGGUGUCAAAGUGGAGGAUAACGGUUGUAUUGAUAAUUCAGUAUUACAUUACAUGUAACAUACUU
This is a messenger RNA of Corticium candelabrum, 1822 nucleotides long. RefSeq lists its product as uncharacterized. The record is from RefSeq and is a predicted model, not a curated record. Gene Ontology annotation, molecular function: adenosine kinase activity. Lineage: Eukaryota; Metazoa; Porifera; Homoscleromorpha; Homosclerophorida; Plakinidae. Gene Ontology annotation, cellular component: nucleus; cytosol. Gene Ontology annotation, biological process: purine nucleobase metabolic process; purine ribonucleoside salvage. The coding region runs from base 814 to 1683 and encodes 289 amino acids. The transcript is spliced from 9 exons.